Messenger RNA from Bacillus rossius redtenbacheri, 1598 nucleotides. Its product is annotated as serine protease inhibitor 3/4-like. The transcript is spliced from 8 exons. Lineage: Eukaryota; Metazoa; Arthropoda; Insecta; Phasmatodea; Bacillidae. Gene Ontology annotation, molecular function: serine-type endopeptidase inhibitor activity. The record is from RefSeq and is a predicted model, not a curated record. The coding region runs from base 36 to 1304 and encodes 422 amino acids.
AAAAUUCUUUUGUCGAACGUUUGUAUAUAUUCAGAAUGUAUGAUAGUUCAGUGCGCUUCUUCAAGACAUCGGCGAUGAUUAAGUUCCUAGCAGGAUCGCUGUUGCUGUCCACGCUGUCACUGGGUGUCCGCGCCGACGAUGUCAUCGCCGGUAGUGACGUCAGGAGAAUCAAUGCCUUCUCGCUGCGGCAGCUGAAGUUGCUGGCGGCGGACGCGGACCGGAACCUGGUGUUGUCCCCGCCGAGCGUGGCCACGGUGCUCGCCAUGAUGCAGGUCGGCGCCAGGAACAACUCCCACCGGGAGCUGGAGUCCGCGCUCGGCAUGUCCGGCGAGAAGACCAGGAGCGUGUACGGAGGACUGGCCAAUUACCUGGGGGCUUAUGUGGAUGGUCCAGAUAAAACCCUGGUAAUAGCAAACAAGAUCUUCCUGCAAUUCGGAUUUACACCUUUUCCAUCAUUCUCCAAGGAUUUGAAAUCAUACUUCUCGACCGAAAUUGACCACAUAAACUUCAGGAUGACAAACAGUCGGAAACCGAUUUGCGAAUGGGUAUCAUCCCACACUCAGAACAAGAUCCGUAGAAUUUUUGUUAAAGAUCCGCCGAAUAAUACCGAGAUAGUAAUUGCAAGCGUCUUCUUCUAUAAGAGUAAUUGGGAGCAUCGUUUCGACAAGGAACUCACAAAACUUGCAAACUUCGAAGUGAGUCCUGGUAAGUUCGUGACCGUGCCCACAAUGCACCACGGCGCCAUACCUGCUCGCCACGGCUCCAGCGACAAGCUGCAGGCGAAGUGGGUCAUGUUGCCAUUCGAGAGUGGGCGUUUCUGCAUGCUCGUGAUUCUUCCGAACAAUCGGUUCGGACUGGCGGAGCUGAUCAAGGAGAUGACUGGCAGCGACAUGAACCAAAUACUUACCGGCAGAGAGUACACCAACGUUGAGAUCUCGCUUCCUAAAUUCAAAUUGACGUCCACGAUAUUGCUCAACGAGGAACUCAGACAUAUGGGCAUUCCCUCGGCUUUUAGAGAAGCAAACUACUUUGAACACAUCACCAAGGAGCCACUGGAGGUCGGCAAUCUCGUUCACAAGGCCGUGUUCGAGGUCGACGAGACGGGAGGCGCAGGAACUGCGUCAACAGGUACGCGACUGGGACGCGAAAUCAGAACAAACAGCGAUAACAGCUUCAACGUGGACCACCCGUUCCUGGCUGCGGUGGUGGAGACGAGGAGAUACCUGCCAGUGCUGUUCGCCGUCGUGCAAGACCCGUCAAAGAGCAUCGCGGAGGAAUCUGAAGGAGAAGACUCGAGUUGCUGAGGACACACCAUCCCCCGCGCGGGUCCUGGCGUCCGAACAACAAAACAUCACUUCACCAUACCUGUGUUUUUAACUAUGCCCUUGGUAACCAGCAGAAAUAAAGAUGAUUGUCUUAAUCCCCAAUUCGGCUGGCAUGAUUAAAAAAAAAAAACAGUUUUGUUGUUAACAUUUUUUCAAGUGAUACUUCGUAUUAUGCUGAAAAAAAUUAAAUUUAUUAGUGUUUUAUUAAUGCCAUACAGACAUCAUAUGUUGUAAUAUUUUCAUGGACUCAAUAUAGGCAAUGAGUGAAGUCUA